AUGAAGAGAUUCUCCUGCAAGAAGAUCGGAUUUUUGACGUAUUGUGAGGGAAGCAGCGAAUUGCACGGUGUGAGAAAGUUGACAAGGAGAGAUGCAAAAACGACGAAGCUUUGGGCCUUUAGAAAAGGAAAAACAGCAGAGAAGAUGGAACAACGAAAAAAAAAUAUAUAG
Molecule: messenger RNA, 171 nt
Organism: Brugia malayi
Lineage: Eukaryota; Metazoa; Nematoda; Chromadorea; Rhabditida; Onchocercidae
Exons: 3
Coding region: 1-171 (56 amino acids)
Source: RefSeq, a predicted model, not a curated record